Cloeon dipterum is the source of this 1656-nucleotide messenger RNA. RefSeq names its product transcription activator GAGA-like. Gene Ontology annotation, biological process: regulation of transcription by RNA polymerase II. Gene Ontology annotation, cellular component: nucleus. Bases 285 to 1346 code for a protein of 353 amino acids. The record is from RefSeq and is a predicted model, not a curated record. NCBI's taxonomy places the organism in Eukaryota, Metazoa, Arthropoda, Insecta, Ephemeroptera, Baetidae. The transcript is spliced from 6 exons. Gene Ontology annotation, molecular function: protein binding.
CAUCAACAUCAAUAAAUCAGAAAGGGUUUUCGGUGACGCCUACUGUGUUUAGUGCUGUUUUGCUUACAAACACUUUUUGCUUAAUUGUGCCCUUACCUUAUGGCCAAUUCUGCUGAUUGAAGGUAGUUUUCACUCUCGGUGCACUGAUAAUUGGUGCAGAAGCUUCGAAUCGCAUUGAAAAAUCGCGAUACCGCUGCUCUUCUUUCACGCGUGAAAGCAGUGUGCUACGCGUCUUGCCUUUCUUUCACUUCGACCUCAAUUGAAGAACAUCUCGGCAAACGAAGAUGAGCUCCACGGCGGAGAAACCCGAUGGAAACAACCAGCUCUACAACUUAACCUGGGGGGACUUCAGCUCGUCUCUGGCUACUUCGAUCCAGAAUUUUCGUAACCAAGGCCACCUUGUGGACGUCACCCUGUCCGCGGGUGGACGCAGCUUUCCUGCGCACAAAAUAGUACUUUCGGCUGCUAGUCCAUUUCUUCUUGAUCUCCUCAAGAACGCAUCGUGCAACCACCCGAUUCUGGUCAUUCCCGGCGUAAGCCCGAAAGACAUGGAGGCUCUUCUUGAGUUCGUCUACCACGGGGAAGUGAGCGUCGACCCUGACCACCUACCAUCCCUGCUUCAGGCGGCGCAGUGUCUCAACAUCCAAGGACUGGCGCCAGGAGCCCUUCAUCCCGAUAUCAAAUUUGAGGAGACCAGUCAGUUCAUAUCGAAAGAUGCUAUCAACAUGCUCUUUCCUGCAAAGCCAAAAAAGAAGACGAAGAGGAAAUCGUGCAGUGAAUCUCAAACAGGAAGUUCAGGACAGAAGAAAAAGCGAUCUGCGGACCCUGAAGCCCAAGUUGCAGUCACACCAGUUUGUACAAAUGAAAACUCAUCAGAUGGUUCAGGUGUUUCAAACAAGAUCAGAGGUGCGUCAGACCAGCCUACGUCGUGCCCCUUCUGCGGGGCGAUGUUGCGGCAGGCGAGAAACCUGCGGAGGCACUUGGAAAUGCUGCAUUUUGGCGUCGGAAAGGUGCCGUCUAACAUCGAACUGGGAGACACGCAGUCGUCAAGCUCGCCCGCGCCUCUGUCAUCGGACAGCAGUUCGACGAUGGUGGUGCUGCCGUCUGCGCUGUGCCAGCCCGUGAUGGAGGCCGCCGAGCCGCCACCCCCGCCGCUUGGCAACCUGGUGCCAGAGGUGGCCGCGUCGUGCAUGCAGCCGGCGUCGACGGUGGCCAGCAGCUUUUUCAGCUACACGCACCCGGACGGGCUGCUGGACCCGCACCGCCCCAUCGACCAGCACGCCAGCGCCUUCCGAGGGGUCGGAAUCGUGCCCCGAGCCGACCCUGGCAGCCAUUCCGAGGUAUAGGGGUGGGGGGCCAUGUGGUUAUUGGCCGGAGUGAUCAAACGAGCGUGGGAGUUGGUCCUACAUACGCACCGCAGUGACAAAUACUACUGCUGACUCGUGUCAGCCGCAGAAAUAGGGAUUCAGUGUGGAGUGAAGCAGUGGUGAUUAAUUACAUUCUCAUGAGUGUUGUACAUUAGUUACUCUUCCGUUCAGAUAUUAAGACAUACAUACAUAUAUUAUUUAUUGCAGUUUAAGGUUCAUUCAUCAAGUCCCACCAAAGUAUAUCUCUUCUGUAUGACGCAAUAAACAUGUAAUACAUUUGCACCCCUCA